Messenger RNA from Mytilus trossulus (common blue mussel), 2156 nucleotides. RefSeq lists its product as uncharacterized. The transcript is spliced from 2 exons. Bases 148 to 1590 code for a protein of 480 amino acids. The record is from RefSeq and is a predicted model, not a curated record. Gene Ontology annotation, molecular function: protein binding. NCBI's taxonomy places the organism in Eukaryota, Metazoa, Mollusca, Bivalvia, Mytilida, Mytilidae.
CUUUAUUAGCCUGGAAACCAGAUAUGUGAACUGAGAAAAUCUUCAAAGCAAUAGAAAUUGAUGGAUUUCUUGUAUAAUGAAGAGUAAACUUUCAAACAGACGAAUGUAAAAACAGUUUUAUUGUUUACAAUCAAAAGUUUUUAGAAAAUGGUGAAAUACUCUGAUCAAAACCGCCAUGGGAAUAUAAUUUCCAAAAUCAACAGAGCACGACAUGAAGGACUUUAUUGUGACAUCACCUUGACCUCUGGAAACACAUCUUUAAGGGCUCACAAACUUAUCUUGACCUCAGUGUCAGACUAUUUCACAAGCUUGUUCAAAUAUUCUGAUGAUGUUUGUCAGACUUGUAAAUUAGAUCCUAAUGUUGUCACAGAAGAAUGUCUAGAAGCCAUUGUGGAGUACGCAUACACUGGAGAUGUUGAAAUCACCGAUGAUAAUGUCCAGGAUUUGCUAGUAGCAUCUAAUUUUCUUCAGAUUCUUUUUAUUAGUAUUAAAUGCGAAGAGUAUAUUUCAGAACACUUAACAUCUGAAAAUGUUGUCUGCCUAUUGUCUUUUUCAAUACAACAUAAUUUGCCGAAGUUGUUUUCAAGUGUGUGCCACUAUGUUUCAGAGAAUUUUCUUAGUUUCACUUUACGAGACAAUGUUUUGCUGAGCAUCCCUUACGAUGACUUGUUACACUUAUUGAAAUGUGUGGAUUUGACUGUUUUGGAGUGUGGCAUACCAGCUGAGAAACCAGAGGUUCAUAUUUUGAAUUUGAUAAGAUUGUACUCUGAAUUUUGCGAAUUACAACCAGAAGAGGUAAAAACUUUACUUCAGGUGGUGAAUUUUUCAGAAAUCACUCAAUUCGAUGCAUUUGACAUGUUUGAAUUAUGGAAGAAGAAAAUUAAUGGAGUUGAUGUGCAAACUGUAGUUGAACAGUUUCUUGUUAGAAAUUAUUUGAGCGGAGAGUUUAAACAAGAAGGCGAACCACAACUUUUCAAUCAAAUUUGUAGGAAAUUUUCCUCCAUGUGUAAACGUGUAUUUUCCAACAAUAGUCUGCGAAAAGGCUACAGUUAUUUUGAUAAUUUAUCUGUAAAUGAUCGAAUCAGAAAGAUUCGUAUUUGGUUUGGUUACACACCAUCACAGCUAGCUGGAAUAUCAGUUUCUUACAUGAUCGGGGAAGAGAAGACCUAUGGAAGUCGUAAAAAUGUCCCAGUGGUGACCUCUGACCAAGACUUCUUCCUAAGAGAGAAUGAAGUGAUUGUAGAGGUUCACUUUUGUAAGACAGCUGUACGGGUUAGGAGUUUGAAGUUCAUAUCAAAUUUUGGAACACAGUAUGGACCUUAUGGGGAGGAGAGAGGAAGCAUACGAAAAGUGAAAGCACCAUCACAAAAUGCUUAUCUUCAUGGCAUUAGGAUGGAAAACAAAUCGAAGGUUUUUGAAAAUUCAGCUUUGGUUAGUUUGAAUGCCCUGUACUUUGACUGGAUUGUGUUUGUUGAACCAAGUAAAAUACGAGACAACAUUGAAGAUGAAGACAUUCAGCUUCAAACAACGAACUGUUGUUCUACAAACUAUGAGUGUGCGGCAGACAUAUAUGAUAGUGAUCCACGUUAAAAGUUAUAUAUCAUGUACAUGAUUUAUGUUGAUAGAUUGGAUAGCUGGAUAGGUGCAUAUUACCGGUUUAUUGUAAAAUGCUACAACGAUGAAAAAGAGGACAACCUGCUUUAUCAAAAUAAGUAUUCUGUUCAUUGUCUUUAUCAUGUUUUUCAUUUUUAUUGUGAUGAUGAAAAUGUAUCUGAAAGGAUUAUUUUUCUAUUUGUCAAUAUUAAAGUUUAGAUUUAACAAAGCUGUAUAAGGCUACUUGCAAAUGACUUGGGGAGUUUAAUCACUUUACAAAGUCCAAAAUGUAUGAAAUUAUUGGAUUUAUUUUAAAUUAAACUUUUAUUACUUUAGUUUUGUAUAAUUAUGAAAAUGGACAUGCAAUAUUUGAUACUCCAGUCCUGUUCUAUUAUCAUGAUUAUGAGCCAUAAUGAAACUGGACACAAAAAUAACCCUCAAAAGAACAUGAUGAAAUUAUAUUUCUUUAACUUGUCAUGCUUGUUGACAGUUAAGGUUUAUAAAUUUAAACUCUCUUGAAUAAUUUUAUACAUUGUCAUAAGUCCAACAAAAAAAAAACAUUU